UUUACAUGGGUAGUGGAGUUGGACGAGCCGCUUAAAAAAAAAAAAAAAAAAAAAAUACGGUUUCUGGACAUGAAGCAUUGCAAUGACAUAAAGUAAAUUAACGCGGUAGGUUUGAUUCGUUUUCUUGAGCGCCAAGUCUUUAAUUUGCGCGUCAUUGCCCCGCGAAAGAGGUUAUAGACAAACUCUAGUCCAAUGGAUCCCAGGACCGCUUGGAUCCAGCCGGAGCAGAAGGGACCUGCCAAUUCCCUGUGGAUGCACAUUUGGGAGACCUCUCAGGGAUUUAGGGCAAACCCCGGCACCGACAACCACCUCCACCGCAACUUUGCGGCGCAAAACUCAGCGGAGUCCAACGGCGAGUAUUGUAAAAAUGUUGCAUCGGCACCGGGGUGUGUGUUUGGGAAACUGCCGAAGCGAGACUGCGGAGGAGAGAGGAUGAACGUCCGGAGGAAGGGCUCGUUGUCGCCGUCCUCCUCCUCUCUGGACUCGGAGGCCGAGAGCUCCUCGCCCUCGGGCUCCUCGCUGCAAAUCGAUAAUUUGAACGUCGCAGAGGAGGCCAGCCGGUUUUUACACUACGGCGAGCACGAGCUGAACGAGACCAACCUCCGGCAGCAGUAUCCCCCUCCGCCUGUUCACGCCGUUCAGCAACACUGUCGCAUCAUGCAACAACCCGGCGGCCACACCCCCGCCAGUACGAAACCCCAUCAGCAUGGGAGCAGCAAGCAGCAGCACCAUCACCACCAGUCCCAGUCGAGCGGCCGCAGGAGGCAUCUGAGCAGAGCCAACACGUUCCACGGCCUCAACCCGCUGCUGUCCUCCGGCUGCAAUGGCCACCACGUAGACUCCUCUUGUAGUGUGUGGAAAUCCAGGCGGUACAGCCCUGGCAUUAAUGGUCUUCAUGAAGAAAUUGUGGACUUUUUCAACUUCAUGUCACCACGACCGGAGGAGGAGGCCAUGAGAAGAGCUGUGGUGAACAGAAUAGAAGGUGUCAUCAAGGACAUGUGGCCCACAGCGCGGGUGGAGAUAUUUGGCAGCUUCAGCACAGGGCUGUAUCUUCCAUCCAGUGACAUUGACCUGGUGGUGUUUGGAAACUGGGACCAUCCCCCACUGCAGGAACUGGAACGUGCCCUGAGAAAACGCAAUGUGGCGGGGCCAUAUCCCAUUAAGGUCCUCGACAAAGCUACUGUGCCAAUCAUCAAGCUUACUGACCAUGAAACGGAGGUGAAAGUGGACAUCAGCUUCAAUGUAGAGACGGCUGUUAAAGCAGCACAGUUAAUCAAAAGCUAUCUGAAGAAGUACACCGUUCUGCCACCUCUGAUCUUCGUCCUGAAGCAGUUCCUGCUGCAGAGAGAUCUGAAUGAAGUCUUCACUGGAGGGAUCAGCUCUUACAGCCUUAUUCUCAUGGCUAUCAGCUUCCUGCAGUUACACCCUCGAAUCGACACUCGGCGUACCAACAUCAACCUGGGCAUCCUGCUGAUCGAGUUCUUUGAGCUGUACGGCCGAGACUUCAACUACAUGAAGACCGGCAUCAGGGUGAAAAAUGGAGGCACUUACCUGUCCAAGGAGGAAAUGCUCAAAGCCAUCGGGAGUGAAACCAGGCCCUCCAUGCUCUGCAUAGAAGACCCAAUACAGCCAGGUAAUGAUGUUGGCAGGAGCUCGUAUGGUGUUUUGCAAGUCAAGCAGGUGUUUGACUUUGCCUACAUGGUGCUGAGUCAUGGAGUGUCUCCUCUAGCUCGUGCUUACCCCAACAAAGAGUAUGACAGUACUUUAGGACGCAUCAUCAAAGUCAGCCCGGCGGUGUUGGCCUACAGGGAAUGGACAAUUAAGAAGUGGGGAGCCAAUCAGCACGCCAAGCUCGAGAACCACGAUGUAGAGACCUGUGAACAGGACCUAGCCAGACUCUUGCUGGUUUCUGUGGAGGAUCAGAGAGACGCUUCCUCCCCCCUCAGUGCUGACUCCCUCUCACCUUCUCCAGUCUUCCUCCCCAGCCCUCAACACCACUCUUCAUCAUCCUCUGCAUGUUCGCUCUCCUCCUCCUCCGGAAGUGACAUAGAGUCUGAUUCUCCUGUGAGCAGUAACGCUGCCAUCCAACUCCACCCCCUAACCCUGGCCUCAGUCCAUUCAGUGAUGCAGAUGGCUACUGACCUGAGGGCCACUCACCCAGCAGGCUUUCUCCACACGAUGCCUCAGGUCCAGAUGUCCCUCCCAGAAAACCUUACCAUGCCCUCGCUCACUGAUUGCCAGUUCUACCAUGAAAGUCCAACUACAAUCAGCAUUGUGCAUCGGCACAUGUCCCAAGCUGCCCACAUCUCCCAGCACACUAACUCCACAAGCCCUCUUCCCAGCCCCCUUCACCAGCUCCACCACCCUCAGAUGGGAGGGCACCAUGGCCACGCGUACACCAUGCGGUCCAGUUCCCAAGGCUCACUCGAGCCGCACAAAGUUGGCUUAAAGCACAACCAAGGUGGAGGCCUCCAAGGUCAAAAUCCCUCUCACUGUACCUUCAGUCCCCAACGGCGGUUUGUUCCCCAGGGUCAUAACCCGGCGCUGGGUUCCAGGAGCCAGCAGCAGUACAACUGUACCACCUGGCGGCACAGGAAGAGGGAAAAUCUUCCUGCUCUUAACCAGAGCAGAUGAAAGGCGUGUAUGACAGGCAAUGUUUUUUUUUUUUUUACGGCCACACUGGCCCCGUCAUGAGUCUUUGAGUCGGGGAGCUGUGAAGCAUUCAUGAUGCAGCUGUUUUGUUGUCGGAGACUCUCAAAAACACACCUACUUUGUGCUGGAAUUCACAAGUCGACUGAAGUUGUCUCCAAAGGAGUCAAAGGAUUAAUCUCUGCUAGCUCUCGUGCAAACACUGAGUGCUGCUGCGAAGAAGACUGUAAAAGGCCUGAAGUCUUAACUGUGCUUCAUGUUGCUCCAUCGGUCUGGUGAUAGUCGGAGGCACCUCCUCUAAAUGACAUGCACACCAGCACAGACUUUGAGUUGGAUUACUGAUGCCCGCACUGGGUCUUGCUCUUCUCCCAGUGACACUUUGCAGCAGCUACAGUUGGCUAAAAGGUUCUGUCGAGUAUCGAGUUUCCAUGACACUUAAAAACCUUUUUACAAAGCAACAUCGUGUGCCAUAGUACUGACUUAAUUAUCAAACCUGGUCUCUCUUGAAGUUUUGACUCUUAUUGGGCCUUAUUUGAAUUUGUUUUGGCCUCAUCUGGUCUUCUGAAUGCAACUCUCCAACGGGUACGGUUAUGAUUCAGAGUUCUUACAGCUUGGACUGUCCUCCACAAAUUGUACUCUGGGCCGGAGCGAAGCACUACCUUUCUACCUAUGCAGCGCAACGCUGACUUGAUGUUUUUGGUGUGACGGCACAAAGCGGAUCUCAUCUAAAGUGCUUAAACUGUGAUGACUUGUCUGAAUGUACCAAAUGUUUCUCUUGUGUGUGUUGGUCAUGUGUUACCUUGUUGUUUCCUUUGUUCACAUUGGCACUGAUGUUAUGUCUUUUUGUAUUGUAAACAUUGCCACCUUAUUUUAUGUUUGUUGCGUUCAUGUGCAAUAAUUGUUUUUUUUAAUUUAUCUCACAUUUUGGUUUUAUUUGAGUGGUUGUCCCCACUAUGUUUGCUCUUAUUCUUUAUUUUGUUUGUAUUAUUUGUCGACAUUGAUCUGUGCAAUAGAUGGAUUUAAGGGCCUUGAGUCUGUGUGCGUGUGUGUCUGUGUGCGUGUGUGUGCAGCUUUCCAACAGAAGGGGGAGCUAUGGCAAAGCAACAUGAGAAAUGUGCCAAAAAUGACAUGAUUUACCAUUGCAUUACGAUCACUUCAAUGUUUUAUCACCACUGCUCAUAUCACUUUUUCAGUCGUUAACUUUUUAUUUGGCUGCAUUUCCUCCUCAAUAGCCUGAGGCUGUACUGGAGGAAAUGCACCUUUUUCCAUUGUUUACUUGUGUCAUUUCAAUAAUAGUUGGUGCUACUUAUUACCAGCAAAGUGCAUUUUCUGCCUUAUAUGUCUGUUUUGAUUCUGUUAAAGCAACAGGUUAACUGCCUUCUUAAAUGACCAAAUUUGCCCUUUCUUUCCCUGUAUGUCGUCAUCUUUCUGUUCCAUUUGUUUCUAUAAGCACUGCCAGGUUUACUUGGAUUUUAUUUGUACAACCAGAUUCUAGUUGUAUGUUCCAGGAGUUGAUUCCUACUGCAGUCAAUGAUUGUUAACAUCAUGUCACGUUUAUUUUUUUAAUUCAAAGGUCAUGAUUCUAAAAGGCAAGAGGUCCUUCCUCCUGUAUUUAGUCAGCAUUUCUACAUCUUGUAAAACAAGGUGUGAAAGCUACAUAAUUUACACAGCAAUCCAGAAGGGGACUUGAGCUUGGGAUGUCGCAGCGUCGCCAUAACUGGAGUUUUGGUCGAGCCAUGAACAAAACCAAAUGUUGUGCUUGUCAUGUGUUUUUAGAAGUCUGUGACUAUUGUUAACACCCUGCACACCAAUAUGAUACUCGACCUGAUGUCAUUAUCCCGUCGUCUUCAAAGCCCUCGAGAGGAUGAUUGAUGCAUUGUUGCAUCAUAGUGCCACAAACCAAAUCCCUAGAUCAAAUGUGUGGUUAAGGAUGGGUUGCUAUGUGUAAUUGACUGACAUACAGAUGUAUACCUUGGUUUUUUUAUGUAGGUUUUUCUAUUUUUUUAAUAAACAUUUUAAAACUA
Pseudoliparis swirei is the source of this 4673-nucleotide messenger RNA. Its product is annotated as terminal nucleotidyltransferase 4A-like. The transcript is spliced from 12 exons. Lineage: Eukaryota; Metazoa; Chordata; Actinopteri; Perciformes; Liparidae. Bases 193 to 2634 code for a protein of 813 amino acids. Gene Ontology annotation, biological process: RNA 3'-end processing. Gene Ontology annotation, molecular function: mRNA binding; poly(A) RNA polymerase activity. Gene Ontology annotation, cellular component: nucleolus; TRAMP complex. The record is from RefSeq and is a predicted model, not a curated record.